AUGAUUAGUCCCAUGGAGGAGGGGGGGCCCCCAAAGGGAGAGAAUGCCCCCGUUGAAGAGAAAGCAGAUCCACAUCCAAACGUUAUGCAAAGCGAAACGGAUUGUAAGCCAACCAUAAGUUCGAUCAUUGGAGGAGAAAAGGAAAAGGGCGAUUCGCACGAAGUUGAUAUAGAACCACCAAACAGGAAAGUCGAGGAGGAACAAAACGCCCAGCAGUCGAAUCAGCAUUUAGCGAAAGAUUAUGAAGAACCGUCAAAAGAGAACAAUCCAGAGAAGGAACCGCUAGCAACAAACGUGCUUGGCGAAAUUAAUAACCAUGUCAAUCAACCUCCCACUGAUUCCGCAUUGGGGAAGAACAAAAACGAAAUGGCAGAGGGACCAUAUAAAGAACUCAAAAUAACGGGAAAAAAUUUCUUAAAAUAUGAUGAAGAAAUAUUUGAAAAUUUCUACAACGAUGUGCAUUUAAGAAUUGGAAAGAUUGUUACAAAUAAGAGAAAAAAAUAUUUUCUAACUUAUAAAAUUGUUAAAGAUUCCUAUUUUCGCAUUUUAAUUUUGAAUAGCGAAAAAUUGGAAAAAAAUAUUCUUCAAGCGAUAGCCAUUCAGGAUGUCAUUUUGAACGAUAAAAAUGUCAAAAUUUAUAGCGACCCUUUUUAUGUAAGAAAUAGUAGCAAGCUUUACGCUGUGAAAUUCUUAAAGGUGUUUAGCUUAAAGUAUUUAAAAAAAAUAAGAAAAAUGAGUGAUAUAAUAUUUUCCGAUGCGGAGGAGGAGACUCCUAAUGUGAAAACGGAAAAUUGUGAAUCGGCUGAGUUGCACAUUGCAGCAGAGGAGAAUGCAUCCUCGACCGCUAAAGAAACGAACGGUGUGGAGAAAGACCAUUUGUGUAAAAAGGCACCCAUCCAGUCUACGGAUGAACCCCUAAAUGGGAAUCAUUCGGAGGGCACAGAAACAAACGGGGGGAGCGGCCGUAAGGGAGCAAUAAAAGAAGAUACACAGGAUGUGGCGACUAUUGGUGCGCAGAAGAACGCGCCUGAAGGAAGCAACAUGAGCGACGGUGACGGACGAAACGGAAAUAAAUGCAGCGAUAACCAAGCUGAGGAGAUCCUCGCCGUGAACAACUCAAGCGACAACUGCGACAAUGUCAGUAAUGGUGGAAGUAGGAAAUUAAAGAAAGGAGCAAAAAAUGCCGAUAAGGAGAACCCCCCCAAGGGAACAAACAAAAGCGGAAGAAAAGGCACCGAAGUGAAGGAGGAACCUUCGUAUAAUGAAACACCCUCCAAGGAAAAUGGUAAGAUAAAUGGCAAGGGAAAUACCAAGGGAAAUGUCAAGGGAAACGCCAAGGGAAAUAGCAAGGGAAAUACCAAGGGAUAUGCUAAGGGAAAUACCAAGGAUAAAAAAGGGAACGCAGAUGUGAAGAAGAAAAAAAAUAGCAAAGAUUCCCCGGUGAUGAAAAAGCCAAGGGAAUUAGCCAAAAAUGUGAAUGAUAAAAAAAGCAAAAAAAGAAACAGUGUUAAGAUGAAAAAUGAAAACGAAGCUUGCAACAGGGAAGAGGAAGAACACAACUACACAGGCAUCAUAUACAAUGACAAGAAAAAGUUUUAUUUUAAUAUUCACAGAUUGGUGGAUAUAAUUAAGAUGGUUAAAGGAUCGGAGGAGAGAUCGAAGUUCUACCUAGAUGCUCAUAAUAACAAUAUGAAGAAGAAAUGGAGACUCUUUAAAAAAGUGGAGAAAACAUUAUUUCUGGAGAAUCUUGCCAUGGAUGAUGAGGAAGUGCUUUUUAAGAGACCCAAAUUUUUUAACUGCAUAAUUGAAGAAUCCUUUGAUAACUACAACGUAGUGUACGAAGCGGAGAAUGGGAUGGUGCACCUGUUCGAGAAUAAAUUGGAUCGACUGAAAAAGAAAAAGGGAGGUAAUAAAGCAGAAACGGAUACAUCCAACAAGUACAUCGAAUUGAAGGAUGAAGAAAAGGGUUUUAAAUAUAUUGGCUAUCGCGUCAGUUUUGAACUAAAGAAGGACAAUAAAAAAAAGAGUCACUUUAAGACGGGCAUUAUAAAGUAUUACUCCCCCAAAUAUAAGCAGUUUUUUAUUCACCAUAUAGAAAAUUUCAAAUGCAACGGGUCCAUAGCGGAUUCUCCCAAGAGCACCAGCAGGGAGAUGGGAUACACAAGAGGAGGGAGCAAAUCAAGCGCCACCUCCCCACCGUUGUAUAACAAUUCGAAAGAGUAUCACCCCUUGGCCGACUUAGGAAAUACACAAUAUGGUAGGGUCGACCAGGACAUGGGCAAACAGAUCAGCGAGAGGCAGAACGAGGAGGAGUUACAUGCAGAGGUGAUCAAUCAGAACAAUCAGUGCAUAGUUCGAAGUGAGGAAGAAAUGAUGUACCUCAAUUAUGAGAGAAGGCUAGAUGAAGAAAAUGGAAAGAAAAAAUGCGAUUUUAUAUUCUCAGAUGUGCUAAAGACGGUGAAAGAAUUUGAGCGCUUUGAUAUACUCGAUAAAAAUGACAAAAGGAAGGAGCUAAUCGAUUACAGCAUUUUGAAGAAGAGAGACGAAUGCUCCAUAUGUAAGAAUAACAUCCUAUUUAUUAAGGGACAUGAUCAUUACACGAAUAGUCUCUCCACCAUAAUAUACGAGUUAAGCAGCGAAAUGGAAAAAAAGGAAAUUGAUGAGAAAAAUAUGAUCAACGUUUACUGGGGCAUUAAGUGUUUUAUCUGUUCGAAGAAAUUCCACGCCAAGUGCCUCGAUGAUGAGGUGAUAAUCACCAAGGGGUAUGACAAAAAUGUGCUAAUGAAGGAGUAUAAAAAGUACAUUUAUAAGAACAGCCUGAAGAAGGAUAAGAAAUGCUUUAAGAGUGAUAAGGAGAAGGGCGCGAAGAGUGCCAACAAGAAGGAGGAAAAAUCAAAGAGGGUGAAGAAGAACACCAGCAAUUUUAGCGAUUCGAAAUGCAUGGGAGGAGGGGGAGACUCCAAGUCGAACAAACAGAAAAAAAAUGCCACUGGGAAAAGAACCACCGGGAGUAGUAGGAACGGGUCGAGCAAACGCACGGAGGAUUCGUCGAACGAUGCAGUGAAGGAAGAAAAUGAUGACGCGGAGGAAAAGAGCAACAAGAGCAAGAAAAAGAAAGGAGGCAAAGAAUGCACCAGCCAAAACGAAAAUGGAAAAAAUAAUGACAGUGAGAAUGAAUACAAGAGUGAGGACAAAGAGGAGCAAAACAAAAGUGACGAGUUGAAUGAUGAAGAAGAUAGCGAUGUGGAAGAAACAAACAACUGCACAAAAUCGAAAAGUAAAAAGUCGAGGAGGUGCAUAAAUUACGUUCCAUCGGUGAAGUACAAUGAUAUUAGUUACAAAAAAUAUGUGUGUAAAGAUUGCUAUCGGUGCAUAUACUGUUGUGAGAGCAUAUACAAUUAUAAGCAAACACCCAAUAUAGCCAAUUAUGUGAUAUGCAAAACGUGUAACAUGGUUGCACACGGAUCUUGUUGUUUCCCGAAUGUGCCCGAUAUUUACCUCUUUAAUUGGAAGUGUGACGACUGCCUGAAAUGCAACAAAUGUGACUACUCCAACUUGUGCUUUAUUAACUACAAUGAGUGGGAGUUUCACCUGGACUGCUGCAUCAACUGCUACAAAGAAUAUGAGAAGAAGAACUUUUGCAUAAUGUGCAAUGAGAAGUACGAAAUAGAUGAUAGCAACAAGUGGGUGCAGUGUGAUGUGUGCAAAUUUUGGAUUCACCUAAGUUGCGAUAAAAAUGAAAGUAGAAAUAUUGAAACAUUGUCAAUUAAAAGUAUCAACUAUAAGUGCCCCACGUGUAGGUCGGGUUCAUUCCAUGAUAAAAUCGAGCGAAUUCUUUACCUAUUCUUCCUGCUCGAUAAGUACAAAAAUUUCACCUUCCACGUUCCUAUCAAUUUCUACAUUUACUGGAGAAUUGUUAAAAUACCGAUGAACCUGUACAUUAUGAAGAAGAAAAUAUGGGAGAAGAAAUACAGCACUAUAUUGGAGUUCCUGUACGAUUUCUUCCUCAUCAUACAUAAUGCCAAAACAGUGCAUAUGCCCAACACCCCAAUUUAUAAAAAUGCCUGCGUCUUUGAAAAAAAAGGAAAAGUUAUCAUAAAAAAUAUGUUCAAUUUGGACAAUGAGGAGUUGAAUAAAUGCAUUGAUGAUUGUUUGGAGACGUACAAAAAGGCCACAAAUGAAGAGGUAACCAAUGAUAAUAACAAAAUGGAAGAGGAGGGUAAAAAUUAUGAGGGCAUGUUCACGUCUGGUGGGCAUAAACUAACCGCUAGUCUCUGUAACAGUAGUAGGGACGAUAUUUUCGGCAAGAACGUUGACAAUCAUAUCGAUAAGAAGAAUGUUGGUCUUGAUUCGUACCACUCAGAAAAUAUGAAACAUUUGGGCUACCCUGGAAUUGGCAAAGAUAUGAUGACCAUGACCACUGUGGGUGAGUUUACCAAAUCGGGCAUCUACCAUCCCCAAGAUGGUGGCAUUACCCACACGGGGGGAAAUAACCAUCGAGAUGCAGCUGCACACAAUUUUGGGGGAAGUUCACUCCUUAAUGAGCACAGUAUGCAGGAGGGGGUGUACUUUGCUCCCGGUGGUGUGAAUAGCUCCAGCGGUAGGACAUACCAAUCAUAUAGAUAUCCCAACGCAGAUGGUACAUUUGAAAGUGGUAUUGUAAAGAUUGGAAAUAAUGUGCAAUCAUACAUGAACGGGACCGAUUUAUAUAAUGAUUACACCCCAAUGGAAAAGAAGAACCCAAUGGGAGCGUAUGAUAAGAAUCCUCUAGAUAUGCCCGCAUGUAAGGACGAUAUGGUUUUAUACAACUUUAGUAACAAUCAUGUGGGUAAGAGCCUUUUAAACAAUAACCUGCUUAGGAAGCGAAAAUUGGAGAUGCUCGACAAGGACAUCACGCAGUAUGAACUACACGAACUGUUCAAUUUUAAAAGCGACUCUGUGUUUAUCCACAAAAAUAAGGAAAUGUUUGUUCCGCAAAGUUGUGGCAUAACUAAUUAUAACAUCCUUACUGUUAAUGUGAAGGGCAAAAUUUAUUUUAAUAGAUCUUUUAACAGAUUUGACGAAUUUGAUGUUUCUAAGAUAAGGAAGAUACAUCUUUUGACUAGGGGAAAUUUUUCAUCGAGCUGUAGAUCAGCCAGGGACGAUUCGUUUUCCGAGGGAAGUCUUCGAGGGGAUAACCAUAGCAGUAAAGAAAAGAAAACUCUCCUUGUAGAUAAGAACCCGGAUAGUAAGUCAACAAAGGAGCAUACAAAGGGGGAACAUAAGAUACAUUCCAAUCGUGGAAAUUCGAACGUAUUUGUCAAUGAUAAUAUAUUCAUGAUUGACAUCAGGAAGGAGAAAGUCAAAAUGAACCACGUGCUUAAGGAGGAGACCAAAAUUAUCAACCCAGUGAACAAUGCCUACAAAUUUUUGAAGUGUAUUCAGAUAGUUUUUUUUGACCAGCAAGGUCCAAAUGAGCAUACUGCAUCGAAUAAUAUAUCAUCUGUAAGAAUGAACUACGUUACAAACUGUGUAAAUUACAACAGUAGCGAUAACGAAAGUGCGGAUGAUAUAACGAUGGAACAUGUUGAUAGGAACAAGGGGGAGACUAUAUCACUCGAUGACAUCAUUUCUCUCAUGGAGAGAAGAACUUCCAAAGGAGGAUCAAAAAAAAGGUGCCAGAAUACAAAUCGUAGAAAUGCCCUCAAUUAUCGCCCCGUUAGAAGCAACCCUAUUGGGAAAAAUAUGGCAAAUGAAAAAAUAAAACUUCUCAACAAUGACAUUUUGAAAGAGUACUGUCAUGUUUGUGGAUGCAUAGAGUAUAAAAACCCGCUGAUUUACUGCGGUGCAUGUGGGGUGUCCCUUCACUACGCCUGUGCUAAUAUUUCCAACCCGUUUUUGUUUAACUUGGCUGGUUACGUAGAACACAGGAAGGAGAUUAAUGAAAUUUUUAACAUCAUCACGAGGAACUUUAAAUGUAAUCAAUGCAUCAAGUGUGACAAAUGCGAUACCCACUUUAGCGACGCUGUUAGGGAUACCUUCUACUCCAACAUCACUAGUAUGGAUACGUGGAGUGGCAACCAUUUUACCAAAAAAACAACCUUCAAUUAUUUUUACAAUUUGAAGAUAGAGGUGGUUACUCUGAAGAAGGAUAAAAACGCACAGAGGAGAAAAACGCUGGCGGAUAACAAAUCCCUCGAAUUUGUUGAAAAAGGGGAAGUAGCGUCACCAAUGAUUAGCGAAUUGAAUAAAAGUCCAAAGAAUGAACAAAGGAGCAUGCAACAGCCGUGUGAGUUUGCAAAAGUGGAACUAGUGGAAAACACGGAAGGAGGAGAAAGCUGCUCUGUUAGCUACUCCGCAACGGCCAAAAUGGAGAAACAAAAUGUGGAUGAUAAUCAGCAGCAGCAGGGCGAGAAGAACCAAUUGGGUAGUAAUAACCCACCCGUGUGCUCAAAAAAGAGGAAGAAGCAAAACAGCAUUGGUGUGGGCAGCCAGUUGGAAGGUCAGAUGGGAGACCCAACCAACACAUGCACCAUCGGUCAUGUGAAAGAAGAAUCCAAAACUAUCCAAACGAAUAGCGAAAUGGAGUUAUCGCCAAAGAAGAAAAAAAUGUCGCCCAAGAAGAAAACAACUAAUAGUAAAAAAAAUGAAGAAAAUGAAAAGAUGGACCAGAGUGCCCCAAAUAGUAUUAUCAGCAUACUGAGUGUACAUGACGAGGCGCAAAGGAUAAUAAAGUGCUUCUGCUGCGGAAAAUCCGCACACAAUGAAUGUUUUUAUCGAAUAGAUAAUAGCGUGGAAAGUACUGAUAAGAACGACCACGAUGUGCAUAAGAAAGCUGUAAAGACUGUAUUCAAAAGGUGCUACGUAAAAAAGAAUCAUAGUAAAAAAAUGGAUUCGCCUGAAAAAUCAGAUAAGGGCUUAUCUACCUCAAACUCGGGCGAUUAUAUGCCUCCCCAGGAGUGCAUUUUGGAUAGCACCUUAAACGAGGCGACCGUACCAAUCAGCAAAGAUAACACACCUAUGAAAAGUGAUGAAAUUGAGGUGGAGGCCAACGCAGCAGAGAGGAACAACGUGAACGUAUCAUCCGUGUCGCAGGAUAUUGACACAACGACAACUACUACGGAGACAACGAGCGCUGCGGCGAUGAUGGUGAUGGUUGUUCCCCCCAUUAAAUCGAACACGCCGAAGAAGGAUAAAUUAAAGGCACACUGCAGCAGCAGCCAUGUCGUUAGUGAGGACAUCCACACGAGUGUGAAGUGCACUGUAAAUCGAAACAGCGGAGAUGAAUGUACUAUCCAAUCGACCAGCAUCAAUAUUAACAGUAAGGUUGAAUGUUCCAUAGUGAGUAGCAACGUAACGGUACUUAAAUCGAACGAAACUAACAUAAGCAAAAGCUCUCUACUCAAAAAUGAGCUCUCCAAUAAUGGCGUCAUUCCGAGUGAUGAGUUUGUAAGAGAAUUUUUAAGAGGUGAGAAAAAAUCAGAAACGUGCUUCGAAACCGUAGCUAUAAAUGGAAAGGUGUAUAAUAAGCACCUCAUAAGUGAGAUAUAUGAUGUAAUAAGGCAUAAGAAAAAUGUGAAAGUGAAAAACUUAUUGCAUUUAUUUGUUGCCAACAUUGACGAAGCUGUGAUAUAUUCCAUACUCCACGAAAUUUUGAAAGGACUACACAGUUACCUUAACGAUAAAUUAAAUUACUAUAGAUUGAACAAAAAUUUAAGCAGCGUUGUGACUAUGGAACAUGCGGAUAAAUCUAAGAAGGAAAAACACCACCUUUUUGAUAAGAAGAAUCUCAUUACGGAUAAUAAUGGCGAUAUGAAAAUAUCAGAAAUGUUGCUAAAAAUUAGCACCCUAAUUUCGGAUACCUUUUCAGUGCCCUCUAACAGAAAGGCAUCAAAUGGGAAACACGGAAAUAAGAGGAGUAGCUCAAGUUCUAAAAAAAACGUACUUAAUGAUAAUCCAAGUGAACACAGCAUGAGCCAUACUAGAAGUGAACAUUUUAAAGGAAACGACUCCAGUAGCGUGGAGGUGAAAAAUCAGAUGAAUAAAACUAAUGACACGGUGCUACUUGCAACAAAUGGCGAUAAUGCAUUCUCGACACCGCCCUAUUCUGUUCAUUGUGCGGAGAAUAAUAAGAAUGCCCCGAUUGAUGUCGACGGUUUUUGCACGUACGAAAUGAACCUUUGUAGCAGAGCGAACGGGGUUAACGAUUUCGAUACGGCGAAUAACGGGAAGAGUGUUCCCAACUUUAUUGACAUGACGAACGUGAAUGAUGUGAGCGUAACAGGCGCCACAGGGUUAAGCGGCUCAGUUGGGUUAAGCAGCUCAGUUGGGUUAAGCGGCUCUGUUGGGUUAAGCGGCGCAGUUGGGUUGAGCGGCACAGCUGGGUUAAGCAGCACAACUGAUUUAAACACCGCUGCUGGGUUGAGCGGCCUUGGCGAACAUGCGAAACCCAAACUGCUGAACCUCACCAGCAGGAAGAACAAAAAUGACACGUACAUGAACAAGAGCAUACAGAAGCUGCGCUGCAAAUUUAACGAAAAGAACAUCGAAAAGUUGACCUCCCCCACAGGGAAGAAUACCAACUCUGCGUACUCUGCACCCAAUAUGAAUUAUAGCCCUAUCAGAAAAAUAAUCAAUUUUGAUAAAACGAACAAUGUAAAGAUGAAUGUGAACACAGUAAGCACCUUCUCCCAGUCUAACUCGAACGUAAGCGACCUGGGUUACAUGCAUGACAGGACCCUGAACUCUCCCCUGGGCAGCGUAAGCAAUUACAGCAACGUCCUCAUUGUGAAUAACACGAGCAGUAUAAGCGGGAUGAGCGGCGUGGGAGGUCUGAACAGCCUGCAUAAUAUAAAUAGCAUAAACAGCGUUAACAGCCUAAACAGCGUUAACAGGGUCAGCAAUUUCAACGGAGAGAACCUCUGCAGCAGCAGCAGUGUUAGUCUCCAGAAUGUAAGCGUCGAUGGCGGAAGCAACCUAUACAACCUAAUUAGCAUGAACAACAAUGUUAACACGUCGAACACGGUGAACAUCAGGGACUUCCUGGGCAACUCCUGCAACGUGAACGAUAUAAAUAUCGUGCAGAAUAUUAGUAUACUCAAUAAUAACAAUGUGAUAAUAAAUGUGAAUGGCGUGGAGGGAAAGAAGGAGCCCUAUGUGAACUAUGCCCACUUGGGGAACGCGGGUGCCUUUAACACGAUGAGCAGCAUGGACAGCGUGAUCAAUGCGGGGGGAAUGGAAAACACCAGCGGGGUCAUAAACACCGUGGGGAUGGGAGGCGUCAACAAUGUCAUGACCGCCACAGGGAUGAGCAGCGUCAGUAGUGUCAUACCCCCCGCAGGGAUGAGCAGUGUCAGUAGUGUCAUACCCCCCGCAGGGAUGAGCAGUGUCAGUAGUGUCAUACCCCCCGCAGGGAUGAGCAGCGUCAGUAGUGUCAUACCCCCAGGAGGAACCCUGUUCGGUGAAAACCCCACAGCACAUAUUAACAGCAUGAACGAAAUGACCCACCCGUUUAGCAACACCACCUACGCGAAUGACGGAGAAAACGUGUACCAUUACAAUGAUAAUAUGAAAGCAUGUAAUGUGCAUAUGAACAGUCAAAGCAGCAUGGAAAGAAUGAGUCAAGGAAGAAGUUAUAGCGAUAUGAUUAACGUGAAUUACGUAAAGAAUUUCCCCAUGAACAGUGAUAACGGAAUGCCAAAUAAUGUGGAAAGUUUAUUUCCAAACGAUGCGAACUUUCAAUCCCCACCAACUGUAUUUGCACCUGGAAAAAUGGAUUAUGCAGUGAAUGAAAUGUCACAGGAGAAGAAUGUGUACAGAUCGUAUCUACACAAUAACGAAAUGAAAUUGUACAAAAAUAAUUACUAUUUUUAUAACCAAUUGGGAAAUCAUAAUAACUCCCCUGCGAACCACGACAUGGCUAAUAUGAAUAUGCCUUUGGAUUAUUAUACCCCUAUGCGGAAUGGUAGCAAUAAUUUUAAGCCUGAGAUAAAUGCUACACCGUUUGAAGGCAGGAUAAAUAACGAAAGCUUCGAAAUGAACAGAAAAAUAAUGAUCAAUGUAAAUGCUACUAAUGAAGAACCCAUUUUGUAUAAAGAUAACAGCAACUUCAUUUUGCACAAUAAAGAGGUGUCAGAUGUGAACAGAGAUGGAAGCAACAGCUCCGUAUUUCGCAAUAUGAAGUACGGAAAUAUUUCCGAUUCAUAUGAUGUGAGGAACUCGAAUAAAUUCACUGACAUGUACACCGUUCGUAGUAAAAAUAUCAACAAGAAGGAUCAGGCGCACACGAAAACGCUGCUGAAAUCGAACAUCCCCAACUUGGACAAGUUUAUAAAUAGCAGCAAGAAUAAGAAGUCCUUUCCGGCGAGUGAGAAUUUGGCCGAGGGGGGGAACAUCGGUGGAAAUGUCAAUGGAGAUGGAAACAUCGGUGGAAAGGUCAGCGGAGAUGGAAACAUUGGCGUUGGAGAAAACUACAAUUACAACUGCAGAUAUAGCAGUAACUACAGUCACAACAGCGGCAGCUUCGACCCGAGCUUGUUCAAGUUUAAUGAAAAUGCUGCCUCCGUGGCGAACCUGAAUGAAAGGGGAAAUGUCAUAGCUACAGAAUUCGACGCAGCUAAUAAGAACACCAAGUUUUCGGCCAACAAUUUACAUAAAGAAAAUAUGCUCAACAUAAGGGUUGAAAAAAAUAUUUCUAACAAUGCAGAUCAUGUAGUGAGAGAUGUGCAGAAUUGCAUCCUCCCACAUGGAACCGUUAACAAGAAGUGCGUUCUUUAUAACCACAAUGACAAAAAAGAGAUCCACAUAAAUCUAUGCAAUGAGGUGAAGUAUAACAUGCAAAACGGACCAACCAAUGCAAAUGGAGAAGCAACGGAGGGAGCAGAACUUGCUAGGAGUAAGAAAAGGAAACUCAAGUUUUACUGCAAGAAUACUUUGAUCAAGAAGGAAAAUGGAGCCAACGACAUGAACGGGGUGAGCGGCUUGAAUGCAGAGAACGCCAAUGAGUUGGCAGGCGGCAAUAACGACGGAGCUUUCAAUAACAAUGUAAGCGAGCAAAUGGAGAAGAAAAAAAAGAAGGGCGGUAAUUCCGCAUCCAAAGCUAAAGAGUGUAAAAAGGAAAGAUCCAAGGCGGAUCAAAGCGCAACAGAAAAUGGAAGUCAAAAUAAGGAUGUUAGGAAAAAGAAAAGAAGGGACAAAAGCGAACAGGAUGAAGAUUCCGAAAAGGGAGUCAAAAGAAAGGUUGCCGAAAAGGGGGAAGAAAAAAAAGCGGAAAAGAAGGCAAUGGAAAAGAAAGCAGUAGAAAAGGCCGAAAAGGUUGAAAAGAAACCAGCAAAGAAGAUCAAAAUGAAGGCGGAAAAAAAGGGAGAAAGGAAGUCCGAAAAGAAGGUCGAAAAAAACAGCGACAUGAAGGAGGAAAAAAAAGAAAUUGAGGAAGAGAAGAACGAAGAAAAGGAAGAGAAGAACGAAGAAAAGGAAAAGAAAAAGGCCAAGUCGAAGAAGAAGCCAUCGAAGGAGGAAAAACAGGACGAAAAAGAGAAGGAAAAAGAGAAGGAAAAGGAGAAGGAAACGGAGAAGGAAAAGGAGCAGGAACAAAGUAAGGAUAAAGCGAAAGAAACGAAAUGGAAGGGCACAAAAGGGGAAAAAUGCGAAAAGGAUUCGAAGGCGACUAAAGCUGCCAAAACAGAAAGGGAAAAAAAAAGGACCAAGGUGAAAAAAGAGGAAUCCUCGCAGGAGGGUAAAAAAGAAGGAAAGGAAAUGAAAAGAGUUAAGGGAAAAGAUAAAGGGGAUGAAAAAAAAAGGGGAACAAAAACGAAUGAAAAUUCAGAAGAAAAGGAAAAAAAGAAAGCGAGCGAAAGCAGGACAACACAGGUGAAAGCGAAGAAGGAAACUAACGAAAGAAAAGUAGAUACAGAGAAUAAUAAUAUAGCGGAGGAUAAACUACACGAGUUGAAGGGGAACAAAUGUUCCGCCAUGAUUUCCAUUAGCAGCAAGUUUGUUUGUGGUAGCACAUGCACUUCUGAUAUGGUUCCCAAAAAUUGCAGCAUGCAAGGUAGAUGCAAAAUGGAUGACAGUUACAUCACAGAUAGCGAUGAGCACUUGUGCCUUUAUUCGGACGCCCCCGAAUCUGAUAACUCUACCAUGAAUAGAGGACCGGCAGGCAGUAAUCGAAAGAGAAACAGAAUAAACAAAUUAAACGGAUUUUUGAAGAAGAAUAAGUUUGUGUUGAAAUCCAAGUUCAAGAGGGUCACCCCGAAUUCGUACCUUUGCCAUAGCUGCGUUGUGUUGUACAAAAAUGACUUUUCGUUUAACGCAUUUACGGAGGAGAUCGCGGCGGUUGAGAAUAGAGUUUGUGGGAGUGGUAACGAGGUGAGCAUCGUUAGCGAGGCAAAUGUUCUCCAGGUUAAAAGAGAAAUCAGUGCGCAGGAGGGGGAAGUUCCCGUUGAACAGAAUAGCACAAAUAGCAUAAGCAAGGGUGUUGCUGAUGAAAGGAAGGAAGAGAAGAACCCCAACGGCGCGGGUGAUGAAGUAACGCACGGCACGAACGAGAUUAAUGACGGAACGGUGGAACCAUUGUGUAAUCCCAGUGCAUGUGAAGUGCUCGUAAAUGUCGAAGCGAAACAGAGCGGAGGAAAUGAAGGAGACGAAAGAAAUGAGGCAACGAAUUUGAAGAACGCAACGAAAGAUGGCCAAAAUGUAGAUGGUGCUGCCCCUGAGAGUGACGAAAAAAAUGUGCCUCUUAAUAACACGCAUGAAUGUAGAGGCGACGAAAGAGGAAGUAAUAAUAAAGAGCAGAAGGACUACUUCAGGAUAAGCAACGAUCGCAGUGGAAAGCGCGACCCGGACUGGAUUUACUGGAUGAACAAAAUAUCCGCGCACAAUAACGUCUUCUUCAACCGUGCCUACUUAAAGGAGAAGAAGGAAGCCACAAAUGUGAGGCACUUCUUUGAAACCAAGCGAGACCUUUACAAAUGCUCCAUUUGUUGUAUGAUCUGUGAAUACAAAAUUGGGAAAGCUGCUAACAGUGCGGCUGAGAGAACCGCAGAGAGAACCGCAGAGGGCGAAAGUGAUAAUUUGAACAGCCUCUUCGUGUGCAACGCAUGCAGUUUACGUUAUGGGUACAUUGAGAAAUAUAUAAUAUCAUACCCUGACAAUAGCAGUUACAGGAGCAAGACUCUGUUCAACUUGAACAAGGAACGAAAUGAAAAAAGGAAGUUGUAUGAAUUGGUUUAUUUCGUGAUAAAAAUGAGCUUUAGAUUUAUGUACUUUAAGAGGAAUUUCUUUGAAGCAUUUUGCAAUGUGGUAGAUGAAUUUCUCCGAAGAAAUAAAUCAAAUGUGAAACUGCUCUACCGUUUAUAUUUUGGCAACCUCUUUUUUAAGUGUGAUGAGUUUUUUCCCUUUUUCAGCAACAAAGUUAGGAGAGAUGAGCAGUUGAGGCACCUAUUUGAUAGGAGUGGUAAUAUGGUUAUUCCUUUUGGAUCGACACACCAACAUGUUUUGAGGUAUGCUUUGAACCUCUUUUGCAUGAGAAUAUCCGGUUGUGCUAGGAAGGGGAAAAGAAAAUCGAAUGGCACCACGGGUUCAGUUCGCAUGUCCCUCGCGGCGAGGAAGUUACUGUUUUGUUAUUAUAAAAAGAGGGUUUCCAACGGGGCAGGAAAUGGGUGCAGCUACUUUGAGCACGUUGUCAGUUACUCCGUUUAUUUUUUGCAUUUGUAUUACUUGCACAAGUUGUACGUUAGUGGAGUGAGGAAGAAGCGAAUGUGCAACGGGGCAGUGAAAGCGGGACAAGGAAGAGCAGGACGCGAAAGCGAAGGUGCGCUUGGGUUUACACAUGAAUGUACAGCUGGAUGCACAGCUGGAUGUACAGUUGGAUCCACAGUUGAAGACGCCCCGACAAUCGUGAAGAAGGUCCGCAUUUUGGAGAGGAAAAAAAGGAGAAAAGUUAACCACAAUUUGUUUUUCAAAAUGAAAAACUCGGAGGCCUUCGCAGGUGCCUUACGAAUGUUAAACCAGAGCGAGUCGGAAUGGCCCUUCCUGCAUUGGGAAAACCACAUGACAAAAAAGGAUUUGACGACUACCUCCCGCAGUAGCAGCGCUUGUAGGAAAGGGCAGCCAAAAGAAGGAAAGCCCAAACUGUUUAGCAAUCAAAAUGCCGAAGGAGCAGCCACCCUUUUGUUAUAUGAGAAAACGUGCGAUGAAUACAAAAAGGAUGGUAAAAAUGAGGACAAGCUUGGUGUUAGCCCCUUCUACAGUAGCGAGUGCCAAAAGAAAGUAAAGCAAUAUGCAAAGAAGAUCAAAUGUACCAUAAAAAAUAAACCAAAUUUAUAUGUGAAGAUUAUGCUUAAUAUGUACAGGCAGGAAAGCCUGAAUAUGAUAAAAUGCCAAGGCACUGAUAAGAAACGACUCAAACAAGGGAACACGAAGACUUGCCUUUUGUGUCAUUACGGUAACUACCUCUAUAAGGGAAGGCUAAUCCCAUUUUAUGAUAUCUUUAUUCAUAGCGAAUGCUUAAAAUGGAGCCUAAAUUGCAUACAAUACUAUAAGUUGAAUAGCAAUAGCUGCGAGUGCCGUAGUAGGAUCGGCAAGGGGGCGACGGAAUGCAAGGUGGAUGUUAAGAAGAAUCUCUCGAAUGAUAAAAAGGGAGCGAGGAGCUCGUCCGGCAAAAGAAGCAAAAAGAAAUCCGCAGGAAGUGGUUCAUGUUCGCUUAAGAAUGAGGCAGUGGGAGGAGGAGGAACUAAGGAGAGUGUCGACAGGAACAAUGCCCACAAUGGUGCACAGGUUAGAAACGCCAAUGGGAGUAGUACUUCCCAUGUUGGUGGUGCCCACUUGAGCAGCACCCACGUAAGUAACAACCACCUUGACAGCCAUACGAGUAAAGGGGACGAUCCGAAAGGGGCAGGCGAAACACGUGUGAAGGGGGAAGAAUGCUGCGGGGAAAGCCAAGCAGGUCAGCACAACACUUGUGAGGAAAAUCUAUCAAAAGAAAAGACCAAAUCGGAAGAAAUCCUAAACGUAAAAAAGAGCAUAAAAAAUAUUAAAUUAAUGGAUAACUUCGAAUGGACAGAAAAUAAAAACUUCUUCCAUAACUACGAACAUAUAAUCGAAAUAGACGAAGAUGAUGUGAAGGAAAUAAUUUAUGACUCCAUCAAUUCGACGUGCUUUCUGUGUGGAUACAAAAAUGCCAGUAUAUACUGCAGCAAUGAAAACUGCAACAUAAAAUUUCACCUCAAUUGUGCUUUUUACUCUACCAUGGUAAAGAAUUCACAUCAGAAUAUUUUUUUUCAUUAUUUAAAAUGUUUCAAAUUGAUUAAAUUUAACAAGGACACGAUUUUUUACAAUUAUUGCCACGCGUCGUCCAGUAAUGCGGAGGACAAGGAACUAGUGAAGUCGCUCUAUGAGGACAUUUUCCCCGUGCACAUCAUCUACAAGAUGAAAAAAGUGUGGUGCAAUAAAUGCUGGAAUGCGAAGAAGAUAUACGACUCGUUCUACAUAAAUAAGGAGAACAUGCAGUGUUCCAGCAGAAAGGAACCAAGCAAAGAGGUGGAAACGGUCAAGAGAAGACCCGCGAAACAGGCGAAACAGGAGAAACACGCGAAACAGGCGAAACACGCGAAAUCCACGAAUUGUACUGCGGAGGGUGGGGAAGUAAUCCAAGGUGAUAUUGCCCCUGUAUGUAGUAAGCUCAAACAGGAUGACUCCACAACAAGUGGGUUAAAUCUGGAGAGAGAAACAGAGAAUCAAAACAAUGGCGCAAGCGAACAGGCAGGGACAGGAGAAAAUAGUAGAACUUCCGCUGAACCGGAACCGAAAAGCAUCGUAAGUAGAAAAAAAAUAAACGUCAUGGGAAGUCUGAGGAACAUUAACAAACAUUUCAUUCACUUCUAUUAUGAAAACGGAUCGUACUACGUUAUGGAUAAAAUUCUCUACAGCAUAAACGAGUGCGUGAGGAUAAGGUACAAAAGGAAGCCCCUCAACUCGGUGCAGGAAAUACUAAAUAAAGAAAGCAAGAUAGAAAGAAAAAUGAAACAUUUGGAGAGCAUCAUUAACGAAUGUGCCAACAAAAAUGAUGAGAAGAGUUUCGUUAACGAUAAGUACCAGCUGAUAUUUCAGCGAAAUGUGCAGAAUGGUGAAGCCACAAAUGAGCAGUUAAUGAACAAAAAUGGUGUACACUGUAACGGCGAUGUACAUGAAGAGAGUGACACACAUACAAAUGACGUAAAUAUACAAAAUAUUAUUGACAAUAAAAAUGUGGAAAAUAUCUUCAAGUCCUAUUUUAUUCUCAAAUAUUUUUUAUACAUAGGUAGAGAAAUAACACUAAAGAAUGAGGAGUAUUUUUUUUUUAAAAAAAAAGAAAAUUCCUUUGUUAGAUAUGUUUAUGCGAAUGAUGAGCAGACUUGCAACAUACAUUUACCCCAUGUGCUUUACAGCAAUGCGGUGGACGGAUUGGCUACCGCAUCGCGAAAGGAAACAACCACCCAUGUAAAGGAUAAAACUCACAAAGGGAAUUUACCAGCAGCGAAUGAGCAAGUAAGAAGUGAUAAGAAUGAGUGGCAGGGGCAAGAACAUCAGCAGCUGCGUAAGAUUUGCUACGCAACCUUCAUUGACGACGAGUCCGAACCGGACAACGAGAACUCGGAAAAUAACCUGAGCAGCAGUAGCGACCACGAAAUGGAAGAAACGGACAUCGCGCACUACUACAGCAAAGAAAAGAAAGACAAACAAAUGAAAAGCAUUAACCUUUACUUCGAGUUAACGGAUGUCAACAGAAAGGUAAAUAUAACGAGGCUGCAGCAGGUUAGUAAUUAUAGCGAUCGUAAGGAGAGCAGCGAUACGGUGGCACUAUACCCUAAUGCGGACGAGAAGAGCGAAGCAAAGAGGAGAACAAACAAGGGGAAUGGCACCACCACUAUGGCAGCCAUCGGAACAGCUACCAGAAAGGCAAGUUUAGAACAAAGCACAUGCGAAAGUAACAGCGUAACGGACAAAAAGGAAUCCUUUUUAAAUACGAUUAUAAGUGAUACGAACGAUGUGUUUAUCAAGCGAACAAAUGAAAAGCUAUUCUCGAACUAUAAGUAUAAUUGUAGGAAUAACCUGAACCUCUCACAGUGUAGAAUCAUCAAAAUAGGAUGUCACAACAUCUUACACAUGGGAGAAAUUGUAAAAUAUAAUGGAGAGAAGAGAAUAUACCCCUGCGGUUUUGUGAACAUGAAAAUAUUUUUUAAUUUGCCCUCUGCGUACCUUUUCCAUAUUUAUAAAAACGCAAUUAUUGACGACGAAGAUGAGAAGAAGAAAACCUUGCAGAGAAUAUUUUUACAAAUACGUGCCACCUAUAUUUUCUCCAUUACUUUGAAGAAUGAACAAUUUUUUUUUCCAUCAUGUUAUUUCCCUUAAAUGCACAUGUCGGAUGAAUAUAAAAAGUACGUCGACAGGUAUUCCCACUUGCUUGAGCUCAUGCAGAGUUAUAUCUUCAAAUCUGUGCAACAUAACGUCAAGGCAGUAGACCCGCAUGACUUCUUCGGCUUGACCCUCCCGUGCGUUAUCUAUCAAAUGAAAUACCAGCUCUUUAAAUACUUGUGGAAAAGUGUGAAUCGCAGGAUUAAAGAUUACAUUAGGAGGUCCGGCAAAAGGGAGGAAUUCAAAAAGAGGGUAAAGAACUGCACGCGGGAAGUCAUAUACAAUGACAACUUGCUGUGUAAGUACUCCAAUUUGGACACCUCAAUUUUUAAGGAGAACGAGAAGGAAAAGGAAAAGAACAUGAGGAAAACGGUCAAGUAUAAAUACAACAUCAACAGCGCAAUGUCCUACCGUUACCUAAUGAACAUCUCGUCUAAUUCACGGCUGUACGUCAAGAAGAGCAGCAUUCAUGGAUAUGGACUGUACACGUGCGAGUUUAUUAAUGAGGGAGAGCCGGUCAUCGAGUAUAUCGGUGAAUACAUUAGAAACAUAAUAAGUGACAAGAGAGAAAAAUAUUAUGACAAAAUUGAGAGUAGCUGUUACAUGUUCAGGCUAAACGAAAAUAUAAUCAUUGAUGCUACCAAGUGGGGAAACGUCAGCAGAUUUAUCAACCACAGCUGCGAGCCAAAUUGUUUUUGUAAAAUAGUAAGCUGUGAUCAGAACUUAAAACACAUUGUCAUCUUUGCCAAGAGGGACAUUGUAGCGCACGAAGAAAUAACCUACGACUAUCAGUUUGGUGUCGAAUCGGAAGGAAAAAAACUCAUUUGUUUAUGUGGCUCGAGCACAUGUUUAGGAAGAAUGAACUGA
Plasmodium cynomolgi strain B is the source of this 18237-nucleotide messenger RNA. Its product is annotated as SET domain containing protein. Lineage: Eukaryota; Apicomplexa; Aconoidasida; Haemosporida; Plasmodiidae. The record is from RefSeq and is a predicted model, not a curated record. Gene Ontology annotation, cellular component: microtubule. Bases 1 to 17367 code for a protein of 5788 amino acids. The transcript has 8 exons. Gene Ontology annotation, biological process: microtubule cytoskeleton organization. Gene Ontology annotation, molecular function: microtubule binding.